Messenger RNA from Ceratina calcarata, 2206 nucleotides. It is a transcript of the gene KaiR1D, whose product is annotated as Kainate-type ionotropic glutamate receptor subunit 1D. Gene Ontology annotation, molecular function: signaling receptor activity; ligand-gated monoatomic ion channel activity. NCBI's taxonomy places the organism in Eukaryota, Metazoa, Arthropoda, Insecta, Hymenoptera, Apidae. The record is from RefSeq and is a predicted model, not a curated record. Gene Ontology annotation, biological process: monoatomic ion transport. The transcript has 10 exons. Bases 102 to 1751 code for a protein of 549 amino acids. Gene Ontology annotation, cellular component: membrane.
CGCUGCUGAAGCAGAUAAAGAACUCGGCCGAGUCGCACAUUGUACUGGAUUGCUCCACCGAGAGGAUAUACGAGGUGUUGAAGCAGGCGCAGCAAAUAGGAAUGAUGAGCGACUAUCACAGUUACCUCAUCACCUCUCUGGAUCUGCACAGCGUCGAUCUGGAGGAGUUCAAGCACGGUGGGACCAAUAUCACUGCCUUUCGACUAGUGGACCCAGAGAAGCCUGAAAUACAGAAGGUCGUGCAAGAUUGGAUCUACGGCGAGAAGCGCUACAAUCGGGAGCUGGACAUGGGACAAAACUCCAAUAAGAAUAAUCUCACCUGUAUAAAGACUGAAACAUCAUUGAUGUACGACGCCGUGCAUCUGUUCGCGAAAGCGUUGCACGAUCUGGACACGUCCCAGCAGAUCGACAUCAAGCCAUUAUCCUGCGAAUCCACCGACACCUGGCCGCACGGAUACUCACUGAUAAACUACAUGAAAAUCGUCGAAAUGGCGGGGCUGACCGGCAUCAUUAAAUUCGAUCACCAAGGAUUCCGUUCUGACUUUAUUCUGGAUAUCAUCGAACUGAAUAAUAAGGAGGGACUCAAGAAAAUUGGCACGUGGAACAGCACGAAGGGCAUCAAUUUCACGAGGAGCUACAAGGAAGAAUACACUCAAAUCGUUGAGAAUCUUCAGAACAAAACGUUCAUCGUCACGACCAUAUUGAGCGCGCCAUAUUGCAUGAGGAAGGACUCGAGCGAGAAGCUGACCGGAAACGCACAGUUCGAAGGGUACAGCGUCGAUCUGAUUUACGAGAUAUCAAAGAUCCUCGGGUUCAAUUACACGUUCCGACUGGUGCCGGACGGACGGUACGGAUCCUACAACAAGAAGACGAAAGAGUGGGACGGCAUGAUGAAAGAACUGCUCGAUCAGAAAGCGGAUCUGGCGAUCGCUGAUUUAACCAUCACGUACGAUCGGGAGCAGGCUGUCGACUUCACCAUGCCGUUCAUGAACUUAGGGAUCAGCAUACUGUAUCGCAAGCCUAUAAAGCAGCCACCGAAUCUGUUCUCGUUCCUCAGCCCGCUCAGCCUCGACGUAUGGAUUUACAUGGUGACAGCAUAUCUAGGCGUUUCCGUGCUGCUCUUCAUACUCGCGAGGUUCAGCCCCUACGAGUGGGAGAAUCCCCAUCCGUGCAACGGACAGUCCGAGGUCCUCGAGAACGAGUUCACCCUGAUGAACUCGCUCUGGUUCACCAUAGGCUCACUCAUGCAGCAAGGCUCUGAUAUAGCGCCGAAGGCCGUCUCGACGCGGAUAGUCGCCGGCAUGUGGUGGUUCUUCACUUUGAUCAUGAUUUCUUCGUACACUGCCAACUUGGCCGCGUUCCUCACCGUCGAGAGGAUGGAUUCGCCGAUCGAGAGCGCCGAGGAUCUCGCGAAGCAGACGAAAAUCAAAUACGGAGCUCUCAAAGGAGGGAGCACCGCGGCCUUUUUCAGGGAUUCCAAUUUCUCGACGUACCAGCGCAUGUGGUCCUUCAUGGAGUCGGCAAAGCCGACGGUAUUUACAACGAGCAACGUCGAGGGCGUGGAACGGGUGAUCAAGGGUAAGGGGAGCUACGCGUUCCUAAUGGAAUCCACCUCUAUCGAAUACGUAAUCGAGAGAAACUGCGAUCUGACACAAGUCGGCGGUCUCCUAGACUCCAAGGGAUACGGCAUAGCCAUGCCGCCAAGUAAGUGUGAAGGUCGUGCGCCUGGACGACGAUUAGUCCGCUCGUAAUCGAUACAGACGACCGAGCGUAUAAACUCGUCGAUCGGGCAGACCGUAUUAGCCGAUUACGCGCGGACGUGUAUACGUUCAGACGGGGACCGAGCCGUUCCGGCCGAUCGACGCGUAUAUCCUUGAUUUAUGGCUCUACGGUAAACGGCAUCGAAUCGGAAGGAUAAUUUUUCACCCUAGCCGUCCGGAUUUAUUGGGGAAUUAGAAGAACGUCGAUCCGCGUUUUGUCCUCACCGAAUUUAUGGUAAAUAUUCUGUCGGAUCUGACGCCGCGCGGGAAACGCGCGUUGAUCGAUCGCCGUUUUAAUGAACCCCGGGAAAUUUAGACGCUCGACUCGUUUCAAGGUGCUAGAAAAUUGACGAAAAUUAUCGUUCUAAUUUUGAUACCAACAGUCAUUUCUGUCGCGGUUCAUGUUUUAAGUAUGUAUUGGCUAUACAGUCAAUCCCAAAAGUUUA